Brassica rapa (field mustard) is the source of this 5103-nucleotide messenger RNA. Its product is annotated as rop guanine nucleotide exchange factor 10. Lineage: Eukaryota; Viridiplantae; Streptophyta; Magnoliopsida; Brassicales; Brassicaceae. Gene Ontology annotation, molecular function: guanyl-nucleotide exchange factor activity. The record is from RefSeq and is a predicted model, not a curated record.
AUCAUUCAGACAUUAAAAAUCAAUCCUUUUAAUUAGGAUGAUAUACAGAGAUGUUUUAGACUUGGUGAAGAGUCGGCGCCUUACUUGCCCCCAACUAACUACGUUCAUCCCUCUUCUUGUCAUUUAAAAGAGAUUGACUAAAACGUGUUGUCUAAGUCAACUGUUAUUUGAAAAUGAUGUUUAAUGCUUCAGUUUUUAAAAACGUAAAAUAUUUACUGUUUAGAAUACAAUGCCAUGUAAAAAUAAAUAUGAUUUUACUGUUUUUAAAGCUUGCUAUAGGUCUUAUCAGUACCAAUGAUUAAUCCGAAACCAAAUACAAUUAUACACUAGACUUUGACCCGCGCGUCCGCGCGGGUAUAUUUUUCAAAAUUAUGUUUAUAUUUGUUUUUCAUGUCAAUAAUAUAAGGGCUAUGCAAAAUAUCCGAAUCUAAAGAACCGAACCGAUCUCGAUCCGAAAAAGUAGUACCAAACCCAAACCGAAAUUGAGUAAAUAUCUGACUUAUUCAAAAUUUUGGUUUUUAGAGAACCAAAACCGAAUCCGAUCCGAACCGAAGUAUUUCGGGUAUCCGAAUGUAUACGAAAUAGAUUUAUAUACUUAUAUAUAUAUUAAUUAUUUUUAGAUUUUAUAUAUAUAUAAAACAUCUAGAAUAUAUAUGAUACUUUUAAGUUGGUUUAAAUACUUGAAAACAUAUACAAAUAAUCAAUAGUAAAUAUAUAAAAUAGUAAAAGUAUACUUAAAACACCAAAAAUACUUAAAAUAAUUAUUGAUUCUCUAUCCAAAUAUUUGAACUAAAGUAAUUUAUAUGUUACCUUUAGGUAUUCUGACAUAUGUUAUUCAAAUUUAUAUUUAAUAUAUUAUUUUGUUUAUACUUUUUGAUAAAUUUAAAGUAUAUAAAUAUAUAAUGAGUUUUAAAAUUUUAAAAGUAAUUUAAAAUUAUAUCUGAAGUCGAACCGAACCCGCAAAAAUCCUAAAUGAACCCAAACAGAAAUUUAGAAAUAUUAGAAUGAGGCUGAAAUCUUUGACCCCGGAAACCUGAAACUCAAACAGACCUGAACCGAACCCGAUUAUGUACCAGAUAGAUAAUUUCUCACAAUAUAAUGGACUUCCAAAUUUUCUUAAAAGUAUAAGCCCAUUACUUUUUUUCUUCUUAAUAUACUGCUAUCCAUGUUUCCAAACAAACCUAUUUUUUAAAACUACAAUCUAUGUUUCCAAUCAAACCUCAUUUUUAAAACUGCAAUCCAUGUUUCCAAACAAACUUUUUUUUUAAACUACAAUCUAUCUUUCCAAACAAACUUUUUUAAAAAAUUGCUAUACAUGUUUCCAAACAAACCUAAUUUGUACUUGAGUUUUAAUAAGAUAGAUUUAAAACAUGCAAAUUUAUGAACAUGGACAUAUAAAGGACAAGAAAUACUUGAGCUCCACGAAGAAACAUGCAGCCUAAGUGAAACAGCACGGCUAGACCAACGGGAAGCUUAAAGAGCUCAAGAACACUGUAAAUGAGCUUACAUAAUCUAUUAUUACAAAGGCAAAUUACAAAGGCAAAAACCAUAAUGGAACCAAAGAGGAGGGUAAUCAAGAGAAUAUUGAAGAUUUCCAGAACCAAGAAGAUUAACAACAAUGCUUUACGAGAUGACUUGGAGGACUAUCAUCAUGAUCAACUAUAUGUAAUGCACAUACAGCAUGAAGCGCUGGAUGAUUGGGUCACUAACCCCCAUAGGGGAGCUCUAGCAAACCCCUCCAACCAGGAAUUAAAAUACUCAAGUAGAUUCAAAGCUUUCUAAGACAAUGUAUCAACCUCCAGUUAUAUAUAUACCACUUUAUCUCUACUGUAUUUCUUCUCCGCUCCUACAUGUUUGUCAUCCCACCAAGAUUGUUUGAAGCAAGUAUGGAUAAGAGUUUCUCAUUAUUUGACUUUCUUUAUUUUAUUGUUCUGGUUUUAUUUCUUGGCAUUUUUUCGUAGAAACAUGUACAAUGGAUUCGAAUAAAUAAAAAAGAGGGUCAACUAAGAGCUCAAGAUGAGUUGAGUAACAAAGAAUGUUUGAACAAUGCGGUAUUAUUUGUGUUGGUAAGUGUAUAAAGGAUAUUAAUGUUCAACUUCUUGUAUCUUGAACCUAAUACAGUACACUUUAUUUUUGGAGUAAUUUUAUUUUUACUUUAUUGUGAAAUGAAAAAUCUAAGAUUAGAGGAUAUUUUACUCCAAAUUCCAUUUUGGAGUAAAACUAAAGAAAUGUAGGAGAUGUUCUUAGCUAAUAUGCUAGUAUAAUGAUUUUAUAUUAUUUGUCCUAACUUACUGGCUUAUGCUGGUAUCUUUAGUUUUAUUUAUGCUUUUCUAUGCUUGUUCCAUAUGAUCCGAAUCUAUAUUAUAAUUGCUCAAUUGUUUAGUAGUCUCGGCUAGACCGCCGGCUCGUACAUAAGGCAUGUUAAGCAACAUGCUUUAGGCCUCUUUAUAAAUACUUAAGCAAUAAACCUGAGCAGUGUGAAGUAAAUUAUAAUAUAAAUAUUUAAACCGCUAAACCUUAAGCAAAAAAUCCUUCUGGAAAGGCCGGUAAAACCGUCAGCAAAUGCGAAGGAGCUGCAAUGACAUCCUGUAGCGGCUGGAAGGGGUAACCGUGAACGUGGUAACAGGCGGGGUCGCCGCUAGUUUCCCUGUUUGGAUAACUUUCAUUUAAUCGAAGUUGAAGGUUCGGUCAUAUCUCUUUAUGGUCUUUUAAACUUAAGUUUAUAUGUGUUUAAUGCCUCUUUCUUUGUAAAAUGUAUGACUCAAAAUUUUAUAUCAUGACAACUUCCUUUUCAGUAAUAGAAAUAUUAAAAACAAGUUAUAAGAAUAGCUGAAAGAUCAAAUAAAUAAAUAAAAAGUCUUGAAAAAGUAUAUUGCCUUCUUUUGUACAACAUGCACCGCACGUUGUCUCUCCACCCCUAGAAAAAGUAUACAUCAACAUUUAUCUGUUUCAUUUACUUCCACCACACCUCAAAAACAGAACAUCACUGGAAAAAUAUACAGAACAUAAAGUAUUUUUUUUUGCUCCACUUAUUUUUUGGUAUGUGUUUUGUUUCAUUCCGUGGUGAAAGAACAGAGACAAUGGAGAGCGAACGGACUAGUUCUUGAUCUGUACGUCUCUUUUGCCUUCUUCUCUUCUCAUUUGUGUAUUUCAUUUGCUUUUUUAUAUUAUGUAAGAUCUGAGAAAGAAAAAAAAAAGUGUGUGUGGGGAAAGAUAAAUUGAGAGGAGUAAAUUGGGGAUGGUGAGGACAUUAGGACGUAAAAUAAGCUGGCCAAGAUCUUUCAGUUUUAGAAAGAUGUUUGAUGGUCGGAACUCUGGACAUUCAUCAUUUUCUUCUCGCGGGGAUGGCAGGCAUACCCCGGAGCACGAACUUGCUGUACACGCUAUACCAUCGGCUCAGAGGACUCGUAGAGGCAGGCAAAACAGGACAUCAGACAUGGAAGCAAUGAAGGCAAGAUUCGCAAAACUGCUGCUUGGAGAGGACAUGUCAGGCGGUAGUGAAGGCGUGACAUCUGCGUUAGCUUUGUCAUAUGCCAUCACCAACCUCGCUGAUUCCGUGUUCGGGGAGCAGAUGAAAUUGCAGCCUAUGUAUCCGGAGACUAAAAAGAUUUGGAGGAAAGAAAUGAAUUUGUUAUUGUCUGUGGUUGAUCACAUUGUCCAGUUUGUUCCUUCUAAACAAAUGGGCAAAAAUGGAGCAUUCACUGAGAUCAUGGUGACCAAACAAAGAGAUGAUUUGCUGAUGAACAUUCCAGCCUUACGCAAGCUUGACUCGGUUCUUCUCGAGACUUUGGACAACUUUAAGGACCAGAAAGACUUUUGGUAUGUCCCAAGAGAUGUUGAGGAUACAUCGAACAAUGGAGACUGGAGGAGGGAUGAGAACUGGUGGUUACCAGUUGUUAAGGUUCCAUCGGAUGGAUUGUCUGAAGAAUCACGUAAACUGUUGCAAAGUCAAAAAGAUUCUGUGGCACAAGUCCUCAAAGCCGCCACAGCUAUUAAUGAUGUAGUAUUGUCUGAAAUGAACAUUCCUGACAACUACAUUGACUCCCUUCCGAAGAAUGGGAAGACAAUCCUUGGAGAUUUCCUUUACAAGAUCUUAACAGAUGAACACUUUGAUCCUGACUACUUCCUUUCUUUCUUGGAUUUGUCAACGGAGCACAAAGUUCUUGAUCUAAAGAACAGGAUUGAAGCCUCCAUGGUGAUAUGGAAGAGGAAGAUGAACCAGAAAGAGAAAGAUGGGAGAUCACAGUGGGGAUCCUCUGUUAGCUUGGAGAGGAGGGAGCUUUUAGAGGUCCGAGCUGAGACUGUUUUGGUUAUGCUUAAACACCAAUACCCUGGGAUCCCACAAUCUUCACUUGAAGUCUCCAAGAUUAAAAACAACAAGGACAUUGGACAGGCGAUUUUGGAGAGCUAUUCGAGGGUUUUAGAAAAUCUUGCUUCCAAGAUCAUGUCAAGAAUAGAGGAUGUCCUUGAAGCCGAUGCGCUAGUUCAAAGACAGCUGAUGGCAGAGGCAGAGAGAAGAUCAGCUGAAAGUGAGGUGGAAUCUGAAUAUGAGGAAACCGAAAAGAUGGAGUCGGCAGAAACGCCAAACUCGAGGAAACUAUCAGAACUCAUAGGGUGGAGAUUGUCAUCAGAUACAAAGAAGCAUUGUUCGAUGAGUGAUAUAGAACUCUUCCACAAAGCUGAGCAGGAGAAGACGGUGGUGAAGUCUCCAAGAGCUUUGGAGAAGCUGAUGAUGAAAUCUCCAAGAGCUUUGGAGAAGCCGAUGAUGAAGUCUCCAAGAGCUCUACCAAAAAAACUUUCAUUUCUAGCGAAGUUAGAGAACAUGAGAAGCCCCACUGAGAGACACUAACAACCAAGUAGAGCAUAGAAGAGAGGAGAGAGAAGAGAGAGAGGACUUUGUACAUAUACAAAAAAAAUGCAGGCAUUGGCUUAGGAUUUGGACAUGCAUCUUAGUGUUUGACGACACUUGUGGUAGAUUUUUUUCUUGUGUUUAUUCACCUGGUUGAUCAUGUUUGUUUUGCUUGUUUGACUAUAUAUUGCUUCCUGUUCUUUUUUGAAGAGGGAAGUGUGGUUUGAGUAAAUACGAAAGGGUUUUGAUAAUCU